CCACCAUUAGUGGUCACGUGACUGGCCGUCGCCCAGGUUGUCUCGAAAGCAUCCUGGUGUUAGCAGUUUACUGGCUGUGGCAAGGAAAAUAAAGUAAAACGUACUUUUUCUGACAAUGGAUAAAUUAUGUAUCUAAUUGGUGCGAACGGAAAGAAGACGGGGAGCUACUGCGGUGUUUUCCGACACGGACCGACUGCACUUACCUGAACAGGCCAGUUGAAAAGGCUAGCAAACACUUAGCUUAGCUAAUCGUUCAAACUUUGACGGACGGCUAGCUACUAAAGCUGUUUCACAUCUGUACAGCUUCUACCGCAUCUGGGUGGGAACCCGUCUGUCUUGUCGGAGCUACAAUGCUAACAAAAAUGUUUUGAACGGGGUCUCCCUAGCCAGGCAGUUGAUUUAAAACUAAGGUUUAGGUUAUUACAAAGUAACUAUUAGCUACCUCUUGAAUAAUAACUGCUGUUGCACAGCUAAUGCUAACUACAGUGCGUUAAAUUAAAAGUAGCACAAACGUAUUCGGUGACAGAAAUUGAAAGCACCGCUGUUGUUUCCUCUAAAUGUUGGUGAAGAUUAGGCAGCUGUAACAAAGCUUGAAGAACCGCAGAAGCAACACGUCCUUGUUUCUCCCCCCCAGAUUUCGGCCAAUCGCAUGAGUAAAAAACAAUGCUAAACACCAGGAUGUCAAACUCAUGGGGAUUAACCUCAACCCAGCUGCAUUGCCUCGAAAACACAGUUGUCCUGUCAUUUCGAUAAUCCCUGCGUUCCUCGCAAUGCAUCAACAAUAGAGCUUUUUUUUUUUUUUUUUUUUUUUUUUUUUUAAACUUACCGAGCCUGUAGCGCAGUCAGUUAGCAUCUGGGUUAAUUAAAUCAGUUCAUACAGGCUGUUUCCCCCCGUUAAAAUUAUGUCUGGGGACACAUCUGACAGCAGUGAUGACUCCGAUGGGAAAUCAAAUGAGAAGGCCUGUACUGUCAAGCAUCAAAUUACCAAUGCUAACCUCACAGGUCACACUGAAAGGGUUGGCAUGGAGAACUUUGAGCUUCUCAAGGUUUUGGGCACCGGAGCUUAUGGAAAGGUGUUUUUGGUUCGGAAGAACACCGGCCACGACGAGGGCCAGUUGUAUGCAAUGAAGGUUUUAAAGAAAGCAGCGAUCGUUCAGAAAGCAAAGACGACAGAACACACUCGCACCGAGCGACAGGUCCUGGAGCACAUUCGCCAGUCUCCCUUCCUGGUCACCCUUCACUACGCCUUUCAAACUCAGAGCAAGCUGCACCUCAUCCUGGACUAUGUGAGCGGCGGCGAAAUGUUUACUCACCUGUACCAGCGAGAUCACUUUUCUGAGGAAGCGGUGCGGAUUUAUAUCGGGGAAAUAAUUCUCGCUCUGGAGCAUCUGCACAAGCUUGGGAUCGUGUACCGAGACAUAAAGCUGGAAAACAUCCUUCUAGACAGCGACGGCCACGUGGUGUUGACCGACUUUGGGCUCAGCAAAGAGUUUCUGGAAGAAGACAAAGGAAGGACUUACUCUUUCUGUGGCACCAUCGAAUACAUGGCUCCAGAAAUCAUCCGGGGGAAGACGGGCCAUGGCAAGUCUGUAGAUUGGUGGAGCCUGGGGAUCCUGAUGUUCGAGCUGCUGACGGGAGCUUCUCCUUUCACCUUGGAGGGAGAAAGGAACUCCCAGAGUGAGGUUUCGAAACGUAUCCUGCGCUGCGAUCCACCAUUCCCCUCCAUGAUUGGACUGGUUGCUAAGGACCUGCUGAGGAAGUUAUUGGUGAAGGAUCCACAUAAGAGACUUGGCUCUGGGCCCAGAGGAGCCGAGGAUAUCAAAGCUCAUCCCUUCUUCAAGGGACUGAACUGGUCUGACUUGGCACAGAAGAAGGUACCAAGUCCAUUCAAACCGGAGCUGAAAAGUGAACUCGAUGUGGGCAACUUUGCCGAAGAGUUCACCGGAAUGGACCCCGUCUACUCCCCGGCGAGUACGCCCCCCAGCACAGACCGCCUUUUCCAGGGCUACUCAUUUAUUGCUCCUUCCAUUUUGUUCAACAAGAACGCCGUGAUGGGAGACUUUGUCGAAUGUCAGAUUGGAGCAGAGCGCCCGGCUUCUGCUUCUGUCCAGCAAAGUGCAAUGUUAAAGGAAUCCCAGUUCUUCCAGCACUAUGAGCUGGAUCUCCAUGGCCCUCCACUGGGCGAGGGGAGUUUCUCAGUGUGCAGAAAAUGCAAACACAAGCAGAAUGGCCACGAGUACGCCGUUAAGAUCGUCAGCCGCAGAAUGGAAGCGAAUACUCAGAGGGAGAUUGCUGCCCUGAGGCAGUGUGAAGCUCACCCCAACAUCGUCAAGCUGUAUGACGUCUUCACUGAUCAGUAUCACACGUAUUUAGUGAUGGAGCUCUUGAGAGGCGGGGAGUUACUGGAGAGGAUCAAGAAGAAGAAGCUGUUUGGGGAGGCAGAGGCCAGUCAGCUGCUGCAGAGCCUGGUCUCAGCUGUCAGCUUUAUGCACGACGCUGGAGUGGUGCACAGAGACCUUAAACCUGAGAACGUGUUGUUUACCGACGAGGGCGAGGACUCUGUGCUGAAAGUCAUCGACUUCGGCUUCGCCCGCCUGUGUCCUGCGGGCAGCGCCCCUCUGCAGACGCCAUGCUUCACGCUGCAGUACGCCGCUCCGGAGCUUUUUGAGAGCGCAGGAUACGACAAGUCCUGCGACCUCUGGAGUCUAGGGGUCAUCUUGUACACCAUGCUGUCGGGCCAGGUGCCGUUUCAGAGCGAGCAGCGUGGGAUGACCUCAUCGUACGCCGUCGACAUCAUGCAGAAAAUAAAGGAGGGAGAUUUCUCGUUGGACGGGGAGGCGUGGAAGGGUGUGUCAGAGGACGCCAAAGAGCUUGUUAAAGGACUUUUGACUGUGGAUCCAGAGAGACGCCUGAAACUCUCCGAUCUGAAGGAGAACAGCUGGCUGCAAGGCGGAGCGUCCAUGUCCACCACUCCUCUGUGCACUCCUGAUGUGUUGGAAUCCAGCGGGCCAACAGUCCGUACCUAUGUGAAUGCUACAUACAAGGCUUUUAACCGUUGCAAGAGAGAAGGCUUUUUCCUGAAAAGCGUCGACAACGCCCCCCUGGCAAAACGACGCAAGCUCAAGAUGACGAGCACGGGCGUGGAGACCCGAUGGAGCUCCUCCUCUUCCUCGUCCUCCUCCUCCACCUCCUCCUCCUCGGCAUCCAAAGAGCAGAACAAGCAGACUGUGACCCCAAAGCACAGCAAGCCCAAAUGAUGCGGCGGGAGCGACCCUGAAAAAAAAAAAAAAAACAAGAGGCGUAUCCUAAUACUGAGGACAUGGGGUCUGCCGAUGGGGUCAGUGCGAAACUAAAAAAAAAAAAAAAUCAAAAACACAAACAAACCCACACUGAUGGAUAGAAACACCGGUGUGGGUACGACGACAGUUUUAAUGGAAAAAUAAUCUCGAUUCCUCCUGCUGCACUCUACUCAAACCAAACGUGUAUUUUGUUGAAAAGAGAAGAUGUGCCCUUGAGGAUUUGAAUUUCUGUUCAGUAUUUUUCUUCUCAACACAAUCAGUUUAUCCUCACUGCGGCGACAAAGCAGCGCCUGGUCAGAGGAGGAAAGGGAAAAAAAACGAGCCAUUAAUGAGGAGAAGCCAUAACUCCAGCGACUCUUUAAAUAAGAAGGUGCGUCCGUUUGCACGCUGCAAGCGAACCAGCCUUUCAAUCGUUGAUUUAUCUGUAAUCAAUCAAACGCUCCUUCACAAGUUCUCCACCACACGAUCACAAACGAAAGGAACUUUAUCGGUUAAGUUUGAGGGCAAAUUUGAGCCGUUUGCACUAUCAGCAGAGAAUGUCGAUGAUCAAAUUAUUGCAGGGCUUUCGCACAGAGGGAUUUAUUUUGUGAUGUUUAUGUGUCGUUUGGAUAUUAGGCACUGUACAGGGUGGGUGUCGGGACGUAGUUGGAGUCAGUUUUCACGCAAAAGGUGCUGCACUUCCAAUACACUACCAGCUCUGGGCAAAGCUCUUGUCUCAAAUGAUUCAACUCUGGGAGUUUUGAUCCACAAGAGUUGAAUUUUUAUUUUUAAGUGUUCAGGAGUAGCAGCUGUAAAAACACAAACAAGCUCGUCGAAUUGAAUCUCAUGUCUGUUUCAGCCUAGCAUGCGGUUUUCUGUAUUUUCGUACCCGACUGAUAAGAGAUGGUAUCUUGGCGCGCACACAAUGCCUUCGUCUUUCUGCUUUUCCCAGCGCCAUAGUGACGCUGAGGCCUGUCAUUUAAUGACUUUUUCUCAUCUUCUUUCUUUCUGAGGUGGUUUUAAAACGUCAUACAGCUUCAGAACUCCAAACACGACUUUUCGGUGAAAGUAAUGUACAUACCCUUCUUGGUUUUUAAACGGAAAUUGAUCAUGCAAUGAGUUAUGGUUUGACAGCAGUCUCAAAGGUAUAUCUUUGUUUUUAUUGGACUUCUUAAAUGUUGUCAGUUGAGCGAUUAAACACAUUUCAGCUUUAACAGUGAUUUUUGCUGAUAUUUAUUACAUCCUUGAUUAUUUUUUUAAUGCUGUGGUUGUGGUUUUAUCAUGAUUUUAACUCUUGUUAAAUUCCAACCCUGCGUGCGCGCGCGUGUGUGUGUGUGUGUGAUUGUGAGAGAGAGUGUGUUUUUAUGUAUCGUACUGAGGGAUGUUUGCAGAUCGGUUUUGCUGAUAUUUCUGUGCCAGAGUGAAACAUUAUUGCAUCUUUGCUGUCGUUGGUUCCCCACUGAUGUUGUUUUUGAAUUUAACUGGUUGUUUGUUGAUGUUUUUACUCAAGAAUUGCUUUUAUUGGUGUUGAUAUUCCUUUGUUGUCGUAGGUGACGUUUCUUUUCGUGCUCUUCUUUUCGGUUUUACCAUUACUAUCUUACUGUCAGUGUCCUAGCUGGGAAUUUAUCUUUUGCACCAAGAUUUGUAUUUUUGUUUUGUUUUUUUUUGGUUGGUGCAAAAAUAAAUAUUACUUUGAAAUAUCUGGUUAUGAUUUUUUUUUUGGUCUGUUGGAUGUUUCAGUAGUAUUUAUUUGAACCUAAGUGAUCAAACUAGAGAAAAUAUGACGGUAAGAUAUUUAUAUUUAUACAUUUUCAUGGAGGAAAAGGGUUUUUCUGACUUUCUUUUCAGUUAAGAAAAGAAAAAAGAUUUGAUUAUAUAGAUUUUGUUUGUGAAUUAAAAUGUCUUAGUGCAUUAUUUUGUAAAUCACUGGCUGUGUGGCUUCUUCAAUGCAACCUAACAUGUACAGACCCAUUCAAUAAAUUCAAAUCUUA
Messenger RNA from Xiphophorus hellerii (green swordtail), 5269 nucleotides. RefSeq names its product ribosomal protein S6 kinase, polypeptide 4 (gene rps6ka4). The coding region runs from base 903 to 3257 and encodes 784 amino acids. Gene Ontology annotation, biological process: intracellular signal transduction; protein phosphorylation. The transcript has 18 exons. Gene Ontology annotation, molecular function: magnesium ion binding; ATP binding; protein serine/threonine kinase activity. NCBI's taxonomy places the organism in Eukaryota, Metazoa, Chordata, Actinopteri, Cyprinodontiformes, Poeciliidae. The record is from RefSeq and is a predicted model, not a curated record.